This is a messenger RNA of Corticium candelabrum, 2016 nucleotides long. Its product is annotated as transcription factor Sox-9-B-like. The transcript has a single exon. Gene Ontology annotation, molecular function: RNA polymerase II cis-regulatory region sequence-specific DNA binding; DNA-binding transcription factor activity, RNA polymerase II-specific. The record is from RefSeq and is a predicted model, not a curated record. Lineage: Eukaryota; Metazoa; Porifera; Homoscleromorpha; Homosclerophorida; Plakinidae. Gene Ontology annotation, biological process: cell differentiation; anatomical structure morphogenesis; regulation of DNA-templated transcription. The coding region runs from base 573 to 1730 and encodes 385 amino acids.
CUUUGACGAACUGCCAACACGUAAUGAGUCUCGUUGCCUUCACUUCCCACACAACUGUUGCUAACUCUCAUCUAGCGGGUUUUCCAAAUGCUCUAGUAAAACAUCUAGCAUGAAAUACCGUGCACAUAUCGACAGGUGUUGUACGUUUCAAAAACACAUCGUCUAACAGCGUCGUCGCUUUGAUAGCAAGACAAACGUGACUAGCCACGCCUUAGCUAUUACAUUGCUAAUGUGUUUAGGUAAUUAGUCCGAUUAUAAAGAGAUAACAAAAGCACACGCUGACCGACUUGUUUAUCACAAUAGUCGUUUCUGCGCACAGUCUCUGAUCGUGGCUUGCAAGUCGUCGAACGCUGCGAGUCGUCAUUGCCUUUACUUGCGGUCAAUUCUACUUCCUGGAACGUAGGGGUUGCGUUGUCCGCAAACAAGUCCCUCGGCCAUUGCUGAUUGGUAGGACAACUCCCAAGAGCAUUCUCUCCGGCUGCAGACGUCACUGUCCGACCUUGUUCAACACAUUUUACGUCUGGGAAUUGCGUUGAACCUUCAGUUUUUGCCUAAACACGCAGACUGCAACGAUGGUCUUCUCUGGAGGAAAAGUAGGAAACAUCGAAGAAUACGACUCCGAUGCAACGACGUCGUGUUGCUCUGACUAUUCUGAUCACGAUUGCUGUGGUGAUGAUUCUCUUGGCUUGGUGUCUUCUGCUGGAGACAUUUCGGGAAGUGCUCGAGUAAAGAGAAAGAAAGGCGGAAAGAAGUCGAAACAACACGUAAAGAGGCCGAUGAAUGCGUUCAUGGUGUGGAGUCAGAUACAGCGCAGAGAUAUGGCAACAGAAAAUCCUUCUCUUCAUAACGCAGAAAUUAGCAAACGGCUGGGCAAACUGUGGAACUUGUUAGGUGACGAAGAUAAGAAGCCUUUUCACGAAAUGGCCGAGAGGCUGAAGAUACAGCACAUGAUAGAUCAUCCAGACUACAAAUACAGACCACGCAAAAGAGACAGAAACCCUGCCAAACACCAGCAGCUGCAUGAAAUGCGCAACAACAGCAAGAAGUCGCGCACGUCAACAUCUCGAUCUUCACCAUCUAAGCGACGACGGUCUGUGCGGCGCGGUUACAAUGCCUCUCAUAGCACAAGUUGCAACGCGGGAGUAGACGAGAGUGUGAAUACAGACGUGGUUUCAGACGCCAUACCAUCCUCGCCAGCUUCUGUUAUUAGCAUUAUUAGCACUGAACAGCACACAGAGCGCAGCUCUCGUCGACCGCGCACCUUAUCCAUUUCCAGCAGUGACACGGCAGACUUGAUGUCGACAGAAGGCAGCUUGCACAGUUACAGUAAUUCAGAGGCAUCUCCUGUCACCAUGCCUCAGUGGCCCAUCUUACCUCCUCCUUACAAUGGUCAUCAAACAACAGCAACCGUUAGAAGUUUAUCAACGGCUCAGGCUCCACCUCCAUACUAUUCUAUCAUGUCCAGGUGCUCCACAUCGUCAAGAGUGAAGAUAGAUGCUGAUCAGUCGAGUUAUUCCACUGUCCAGCUGAACCGUCAUUGUACGUCUACGUGGCCAUUGCCCAGUUCCUACUGCUGUGAUGGAUUUUAUCAGACAGUCAAUGACUUGGCAGCACUGGGAAUGGCACAAGAUGGCGAGACCACAGCUCUUUACUCCACACCAGAAGUUGAUGAACUGAUCAGAGAUGUGUGGGUACAUUCAGGCAUCUCAGAACUGGUAACUAUUGCAUAGAGUCAUGUACGAUACACACACAUACACACAACACAAUAGAAGAUCCAGUUGAAGUAUACUGUCAGAGGUACUUCCAUAUACUGUAGUUGCUAGAGAGUGCUUAUAUUCUGUUUUGUUCUUUUUGUUAGAGUAGGAAGUCUUGUUGUUGCUGGUAAACCCUGUUGUCUAUAAGUACCUUGUUUUUACCCUUUCCAUUUUGUAAUUUUGGUUGAUUUAUUUUCCCUGGAUGAAAAUAUUGUACUUUUUCAUGGCAGUUGAGUUGCCAAUAAAGCAAAAUUUAACUCUA